Messenger RNA from Ixodes scapularis (black-legged tick), 6949 nucleotides. RefSeq names its product collagen alpha-2(IV) chain (gene Col4a1). Gene Ontology annotation, cellular component: collagen trimer. The transcript has 38 exons. Bases 573 to 5966 code for a protein of 1797 amino acids. Gene Ontology annotation, molecular function: extracellular matrix structural constituent. The record is from RefSeq and is a predicted model, not a curated record. NCBI's taxonomy places the organism in Eukaryota, Metazoa, Arthropoda, Arachnida, Ixodida, Ixodidae.
GGACUACUUUUUUCGUAGAGGGAGAGGAGGUGGGUCACGUGGGUACCCCACCCGCCCCGAAAGAAAAGUGCUCCUCCUCCGCGGGAGAAAGGCGAGCUCCUCGCUCGGAACUGCCGAAACUAGCAGUGAGACCUCGCCGUCCGCGAGCGAAGGGGCAAGGCGCGGCGCAAAGGUCCGUUCCCACGCUAGCCCACGCGCACGCCAAACACUCGGUUUUCUGCUAGAAAAAGAAAGAAAAAGUCCUAGUGUCCGCUUCAUUGGAGAGUCCCAAGCCGGGACCAUAGGGUUAUAAGGGAACGCUUCUUGUUGCAAGACUUCGAAGAGUCCUCUGCGCGACACCAGGAGAAGAACAAGUCGCAGUCCGUUGGUUCGUCCGGUGAUCGUGACGACGCAAAAAGGGGGUCGCAGAAACGUAUAUAAAAAACGGCACAAAACAGUCGAUAACACAAAAAAUAGAAAGAGAGACUGUCGUCCUGUGUCCGAGGAUGGUGCUGCUCCGAUUGUGGUGAGAGGAUCGUCGGGUGCUUCGGGGAGGUGACACGCGACUUGGCUUCGGACAUCGGGGAGAGAAGAUGGUCUCCCCGGGUCUGGCUAAAGGAUGGUUGCUCCUAGCAUCCUUUCUACUCACGCUCUACAGUGUUCUCGCUGCAAAUUACCCGACGGAUCCAUACAACGUCCGGUACCGGGACUACCCACGAUAUAACCAGUCGGGAGGACAAAACGGACGAAACGGAAGGAGAGGCUACAACGGCUACACCGAACAGAGGAACUGCAGCUCGUGCGCGGGAUGCAGAUGCAUAGGAGAAAAAGGCACUAGGGGCACGCCCGGUGUGUCGGGACCACCGGGACCCCCUGGAACGCAAGGACACCAAGGGCCUGAGGGUCUCCCUGGAGACAAAGGCGAGAAGGGUGACGCUGGACGAGACGGCCCCAGGGGCCCCAAGGGUGAAAGAGGAAGGAUGGGAAUGCCCGGUUUUCCUGGCAUCAAUGGAAUACCGGGAAUUCCCGGUACACCUGGAUCUAGGGGACCUCCUGGCUUGGACGGAUGCAAUGGAACAAAGGGAGAUCCAGGUGGCCCCGGCCUCCCCGGUCCCCUCGGACCUCCCGGUCCCCCGGGCACCCCUGGUCCGCCAGGCUUCAAAGGAGAACCUGCUUACGGCCAACCCGGAAGUAAAGGAGAGAAAGGGGAGCCAGGACGAAACGGGCAAGUUGGACCACCGGGAAACCCUGGGGCUGACGGUCUUCCAGGAGCAAGGGGCGACCCCGGACCAGAAGGACCUCCGGGUUUUAGAGGUGUGGAAGGACCAGUGGGACCGAAAGGCAACAUGGGCAUCGGAUUCUCAGGAAACAAGGGAGAACCUGGGGAGAAAGGUCCCAAGGGUCAAAAGGGACCGCCCGGAAACUGCACGGAGCCUGUUGGGAAGCCCCCGGACAGCAUUGCCGGCCCACCGGGACCCCCAGGAAUGAAAGGAAUGAAGGGAGAACCUGGAUUUAAGGGUGAGCAUGGGCUUCCUGGUAACCCUGGACAACCUGGCAGACACGGAGACCUCGGAAUGAAAGGCGAAAAGGGUCUGCCAGGACAUCCCGGACCGAGGGGCAAGGACGGUUAUCCUGGUCCAGUUGGGCCUGUAGGAUUCAAGGGUGAUAGAGGAGAUGACGGACUUCCCGGUUUGAUGGGAACGCCCGGCCUGAAAGGAGACUCUGGAAUUCCUGGUGACCAAGGACCACGCGGUUUGCCUGGACCUCCCGGUCUUCCUGGUGGUGGACGAGGCACUGCCGGUCCUCCCGGACCCCCUGGACCAAGAGGAUUGCCCGGAGUUUCGGGCCUCCCCGGAAAAGACGGACACCAAGGUGAACUGGGACCCCGUGGUCUCCAGGGUCCUCCCGGAGGACCGGGUCUUCCAGGACAGGCUGGUCGGGAGGGACCUCCGGGCCCGAAGGGAGAUAAAGGCGACCCCGGUCUUGAGGGACUGCCCGGUCUGGAUGGACCCCAGGGGCACCCCGGCGCCAUUGGCCCCAAGGGAGAACCAGGCCCUAAGGGGGUUCCCGGUAUCUCCUAUCCCGGAAUCAAGGGCAUGGACGGUAGCAACGGUCUGGACGGCGUUCCUGGUGCCAAAGGAGAGAGGGGACCGAGAGGAGAACGAGGUGCUCCUGGUGACUCCCUCAAUGGAAUUCCCGGACCCCCGGGUCCUCAAGGACCCAAGGGUGACAAAGGCUUUGACGGACAUCCGGGAACACACGGCACUCCUGGAACUCCAGGGCACAAAGGCGAACCUGGCGGCAGCUGCCUGUCAUGUAUCCCUGGUGCGAAGGGAGAGAAGGGAGAGCGCGGUUUGGACGGAGCGAAGGGUCAGGUCGGAGCUCGGGGCCAAGUUGGACCACAGGGACCCCCUGGGGAGAGAGGGGACGAUGGACCCCCCGGACGGGCUGGAGCACCUGGUGAAGAAGGACUUCCGGGAGCACCCGGACGCGAUGGACCUAAGGGUGACAAAGGAGAACCAGCUCGCAUCAGCCCCGGAGAGUUUCCACCUGGAAUAGGCCAAAAGGGAGAUCGAGGAAACGACGGAGCUCCCGGACCCCGAGGCUUUGAUGGACGAGACGGACCACCAGGACCCCCUGGCCCCGAUGGCCUGAGAGGACUCAAGGGAGAAAAAGGUCAAGCCGGACCACCAGGCGCCCCCGGUAUUCCUGGUGCGGACGGGCGUCCCGGAUCGCUUGGACAGAAGGGCGAGCCCGGGUAUGGAUACCCCGGCACGGCGGGAGACAGAGGACUACCAGGAGCCAGAGGACCGCCGGGAGAAAAGGGCGCCAAGGGAGAGCGUGGUCCUCCAGCUCCCGGAAAUGUAAUCGGGCCCAUCCCGGGACCACCUGGACCUCCCGGUCCUCGCGGUAGGGAUGGUCUCGACGGACUUCCGGGACCUCCCGGACGGGACGGAUUUCCUGGAAACGAAGGCGUCCUUGGACUCAAGGGCGACAAGGGAGAUGCUGGAUUCCCAGGCAUGCCAGGCCCAAGAGGUCUUCCGGGACCAAGAGGAGAGAAGGGAGAGACAGGCCCCAUGGGGUUCCCUGGCGAACUAGGACUGAAGGGUCACCCAGGACAGCCCGGUCCCAUGGGCCCACCAGGCCCCACAGGAGACCCCGGAUUCCCCGGCUCUGGUCUGCCAGGUCCCCCUGGCGCCCCGGGUUACGAAGGACAGAAGGGAGAAAGAGGAUACCCUGGAAUACCCGGCGGAAUAGGCGAACCUGGACUCCCCGGAUUCCCUGGCGAGAAAGGUGACACCGGUUUCCCCGGCUUGCCCGGUCUUGCUGGUGAGAAAGGAAGUAAGGGAGACGCAGCUCUUGAGGGGGCCCCCGGACCCCCUGGACCCCCCGGUAUCACCGGACCCGUGGGACCCAAAGGCGACCGAGGAUACCCCGGCGACUCUGGAAACCCUGGAUUCCCGGGCCUUCCUGGAGCGAAGGGCGAGGGAGGACUCCCUGGUCUUCCUGGACUCCCCGGAUACGACGGACAACCGGGUCUACCCGGAGAGCCGGGAAGGGACAGCUCCUCCGGAUUCCCAGGACUUCCAGGCGAAAAGGGCGACAGAGGGCCUGCCGGCCUACCCGGCCUUCCCGGAGUGCGCGGCAGUGACGGCUUCCCGGGAGCCGCGGGAGAAAAGGGAGACGCGGGCUUCCCAGGCGCCCCUGGCUUCGACGGACCGCCAGGUCUUCCGGGAGUCAAGGGCGAGCCGGGUCUGCCCGGCGCGCCCGGAGAGAAGGGUCUUCCAGGAUUUGCGGCCGAAAAGGGAGAGAGAGGAUUCCCGGGUCUACCUGGUCCAAGGGGACCACCGGGACAACCAGGAGCACCAGGAUUCGACGGAGUCAUGGGACCUAAAGGAGAUGCUGGUCUGCCUGGCCGUGGUCUGCCUGGCCUUCAAGGACUUCCGGGAGACAAGGGAGACGACGGUCGCGAUGGAUUCCCAGGAACUCCGGGCGAGAAAGGCUCCGAGGGUCUUUCCGGAUUCCCGGGAGCAAAGGGAGACCGAGGCUACCCCGGCCUUCCUGGAGCACCGGGUCAGCCGGGCCGUGAUGGCGAGCCCGGCUUCCCCGGACUGAAAGGAAAGGACGGCAAUGAUGGCUUCCCCGGUGCCAAGGGCGACAGAGGAAACGAUGGAUAUCCGGGGGCUCCGGGCCUGCCAGGGCCCGUUGGCCCCGUGGGCCCAGCGGGAUUCCCGGGCUUGGACGGCAUAAGGGGUCUCAAGGGAGACCGCGGUUACCCUGGCCUUCCAGGUGAGAAAGGAGAGAAAGGCUUCAAGGGAGACGAAGGCACCCCAGGCUUCCCAGGAGUUCCGGGAGAGAAAGGAACGCGAGGCUACGAUGGAACACCAGGACUUCCAGGGGAAAAGGGUGACCGAGGAUUCCCAGGAGCGCCAGGGCUCAAUGGUCUCGACGGAGAGCGAGGCUUCCCAGGUGAGCCAGGAGCUCCGGGUCUGCAAGGCCCGCCGGGCCGAGGAGGCGUAGGAGCCAAUGGAGAGAAGGGCGACCGGGGCCGACCGGGUGCCGACGGUUUCCCUGGACUACCUGGACUCAAGGGUGACGCCGGACUGCCCGGCUUCCCCGGGGAGAGGGGUCCUCCCGGAGAGUCCAGUGCUGGUGACAUGCCCGGUCCCAAGGGUGACCGAGGAUUCCCCGGAGCCCCGGGACUUCCAGGCAGGGACGGCUACCCCGGCCCCAAGGGGCUGGACGGCUUCCCAGGCCUUCCGGGAGAGAAGGGAGACGCCGGGUACCCGGGGCCCCCUGGACUACCAGGACCAUCAGGUCCAUCUGGCUUACCAGGUCAAGACGGGUUCCCCGGACCACCGGGAGUCAAGGGAGAUAAGGGUGACGCUGGUUUCCCUGGAAUUCCUGGUCUUGCUGGACUGAAAGGAGAUGCCGGGUAUCCUGGACUACCUGGUCUGGACGGACCCCCCGGUAUCAACGGAUUACCCGGGCAGAAAGGAGAACCCGGACCAGCCAACAUUCUGCAGGGCGACAAAGGAGACCGAGGUUUACCUGGCCUCCCGGGAGCCUCUGGUCCCCCUGGACCCAAGGGAUUCGACGGCCUACCAGGCUUCCCAGGCCUGAAGGGAGAACUCGGUCGGCCGGGACCACCGGGACUUCCGGGACCCGUUGGACCGAUUGGCCAGAAGGGCGACAGGGGUCUUCCAGGUCUUCCAGGAGCGCCGGGUCUGAAUGGCGUCGCAGGUCCCCCUGGCAACCCCGGCCCCGUGGGUCUGCCCGGCGGAGACUACCUCAUGGGCAUCCUUCUCGUGAGGCAUAGCCAGUCGUCCACCGUGCCCACUUGCUUCAACGGAAUGACGCAGCUGUGGGACGGCUACUCGCUGCUUUACAUCGAGGGCAACGAGAAAUCUCACAACCAAGAUUUGGGUUACGCUGGAUCCUGUCUCCGGAGGUUCAGCACGAUGCCUUUCUUGUUCUGCGACUUCAACAGCGUGUGCAACUACGCCAGCCGAAACGACAAGUCCUACUGGCUCUCGACCAAUGCCCCGAUUCCCAUGAUGCCAGUGGGUGAAGCCACUAUCCAGCAAUACAUCAGUCGCUGCGUCGUAUGCGAGGCGCCAGCCAAUGUCAUCGCCGUGCACAGUCAGUCCAUGUCCAUUCCGGAGUGUCCAUCAGGCGGCUGGAACCAACUGUGGAUUGGAUACAGCUUCGCCAUGCACACCGCAGCCGGUGCAGAGGGCGGCGGACAGUCCCUGUCCAGCCCCGGCUCGUGUCUGGAGGACUUCCGUGCCACGCCGUUCAUCGAGUGCAACGGCGCCCGUGGCACGUGCCACUACUUUGCCAACAAGCUGAGCUUCUGGCUGUCCACCAUCGAGCAGGACUUCCAGUUCGAGCGGCCCGUCAGUGAGACCCUCAAGGCUGGCAAGCUUCGUAACCGCGUCAGCCGCUGCGCCGUUUGUAUCAAGGACUCGAAUGUGGGCCUCUAAGAGUGAAAGCGUAGAAAAAAGAAAGGCGGGAAAAGAAAAAGAAAAUUACGCGAAAGACAAGAAAGGCGCCAUUUUUUUUUCUGCAACACUUAAAUUAGAGAGAUUUUUAUUGUUGUUGUUGUUAUUAUUGUUUUCCUCCUCUUUUUUGUUUCCCCUUCUCAUCGGCACAAGUGUCUUCCUGGCUUGUCCUCUUGCGGUUUUUGUUAUUCAGGAAAGCAAAGGGCGCAUUUGUACAUGUCUCCAUCAUAGCUCUUCUAUUUGUGGGGUGCUGUUUUUUUUUUUUUUUUUACGUUGUUCUUUACAAAAAAAUAAAUAAAAAAGCAUUGUUUUUCAUAUAUAUUUUCGGUCGCCCAUCGUACUUGUGGGGUAGAACAGCUGUUUAGUGAAUUGCUAAGUCAAGCAGAGUUUAUCGUGCACACAUAAAACGGACAAACUUAACAUAAGUAGGCGAAAGCACUCAUCACAUUACACCUAAAAGAGCAGUUGCAUUCGAUAGCUCUAGUUGUUCAAUUGUUUUAUUAUCUGACAUAGGAACGGGCAUCGCUAAUCGAAAACUUUAUUUAAGGUUUACCUUUUUGUGUUCAUUGAGCAAAAUGCAAUGCCAUUUGCAAUACAGAUACAUAUCUACAUACGCUGGGGGAAAGACUUUCAUGCGAACAGACACGACUCACACAAACACUGCUGCUUGUGCAAGGUAAUCAACCAGUCCUCUUUCCCUCCUCGAGCUACGUGCUGCAUUUCUUGUAACACUGCCAUUUUUAUAUUACGAGACCAAUUUGUUUUGGCCGUGAAAUCUCAUUGUGUGACGUCGAACGUGUUGUCCGCCGGAACAGCGCAGCCUAGAAAUGUUUUCCUACGUACCAUGUUUGCGGCUUGUGGGUCUGGGAAACACUGCCAAUGAACUAUGAACUAGUCGCUCUGUGUAAAAAUAAAAAUUUAUGUUGCAUAAAAAUAAAACAAUGCUAAGCAUUUUUAUGUUCCUA